This is a messenger RNA of Nomia melanderi (Alkali bee), 3936 nucleotides long. RefSeq lists its product as uncharacterized. Gene Ontology annotation, cellular component: extracellular matrix. The record is from RefSeq and is a predicted model, not a curated record. NCBI's taxonomy places the organism in Eukaryota, Metazoa, Arthropoda, Insecta, Hymenoptera, Halictidae.
ACAACGCGGUCUCGGUCGGCUCGGCGCGGAAUCAGCUGGGAUCGCGUGCGCGUGAACGCGUCGUCGUUCGCGUCGGCGAGAGGGGCCGAGGAAAAGGGACUAGAGUCAGUCAGCCGGGCGAGGAAGACGAAGAGGGACGAGAGGGGUGGCAACCGAGGCGCAAAAUGGGAGCAGCCUGGCGGGAGUUCGUGCUGGGAAGCCUGAUCCUCGGACUAUUCUCGAGCAGCCUGCUGAAGGGUGUUCUGACCAACUCGACGAACAGGUGCGACUAUCCGCCGUGCUCCUGCGACCAUUACGGCCGGCUGACCUGCGACUGUAAGAACGAUGGAGAGGAGCUGGUGUUGACAACGGACGGCGACAAAAGGCUGAGCCCGCACACCAGCAGGAUAGUGGUGAGCAACUGUUCCUCGGUGAUCCUGGCCAACUCCAGCCUAGCCUCGAUGGCCGGGCUGCGUUCCGUGGAGCUGGUGAACGUGGCGAACCUGACACUGGUGAGGCAAAGCUUCGAGCUGUCGUCGCCCAGCAUCCGCACUCGCAUCACCGUGAGGAACAGCAGCAUCGACACGAUGCCGAGCUUCGUGUUCCGCGGCGACGUCGAGGCGAUCAGCUUCGAGAACGUGAGGAUCGGCCAACUGAGCGCGUUCUCGUUCGCGAAUCUCGUGCAAACGGAUACUCUGCGGCUGGAGGACUGCCACAUCGAGAGCAUGGAAGCGCAAGCGUUCAAGAAGUUCGACGUAGGCUACCUGCACGUGAUCCGCGGCAGCUUCGGUGACCAGGUGCCCAGCAGGACGAUGAACGACAUCGAGGUCUACCACAAGUUCAUGCUGGACGGAGUGAAGAUGGGCACGGUGCGGAGCGACGCGUUCAUCGUGCGGAGCCCGCGAACGGUCACCAUCCAGAAUUGCCUGAUCGACAGCCUGGAGAGCGAGGCUUUCGAGGUGACCGCACGCGGCGCGGUCAUCCUGAAGAACAACACGUUCGGCAGUCUAUCAAUCGGAGCGUUCCUAGGAAUACGCGCGGACUCGGAGUCGGUAAACCUGCACGAUCUGAUAUUCAAGAACAACAGCGUGGCGAACUUCGAGGAGGGCUCGCUGAUGUUCGACCGGUCUAGCUUCCGUCUGGAGCUCGACAACCUACUAGUCGACCAGCCGUGCGACUGUCAGAUGCUGCCAGUUUGGAAGAACAACAUUCUCAAUUACACGAACGUCUACUCGAGGAUCUACACGAGACAGAACUCCAUGCUGCUGCCCACGUUCUCCAGCCAGGACUCGAUCAACGAGAGCCCGGAGACGUUUCUAUGCACGGACGGCGAGGUGGACGGGGUACCGACGAGUUUCUCCGAGUACGAGGCACGCCACUGUUCCCUGGGCGGGUCGGUGAUGAUACUCGCGACAGGGAUCGCGGGUCUGCUGGUUCUACUGAUCGUGCUCGCCUGCCUGAUCGCCUGGUGCUGCAGGAGGCGUCGCCAGAACAGCCGGAAGAAAUGGAUCAGCGUGCCGACGAACGCGCCCGACGUGGUUUCCAAGAAGAACGGCGUUAUCGGGAGGGAAGCGGCGGCGUCCACGGCGCCGGUCGACAGCCGGAUAACGAUGGUGGUGCCUGACGGCAGGCUCUACAGGGAGACCGAGUUCCAUGUGAUCGUCGAGAAGGCGGAACCGUUGACUACCGAGUUGUAACGAGAACCGUCGCGCGGCUCGGUUGCAGCCGUGGCCGACGCUCGGCUCGAGGAAGAAUUCGAGUGGUCGGACAGGCCGAGCCGUUUCCGCGUGUACAAGCUCUGAACGUCUGGGACACGGUGUAUUAUCGGUGGCCAGCGACGCGCGACGAGCACGUGCACCGGUUUCACGCUGCGAGGACUGUUCGAACAGCCUGUGAGCACGCGUGAGCGAGCGUGUGUGGGUGUGCGAGCGAUCCGCGGUCCCCCGCCCCGAUUACAAUGAAACUUCAGGGAUGAACAUUGCCAGCCCGCGACCGUUCUUUCCUUUUUCCCUUUGUCACGUACCGUUAAGCGAUAUGUCGCGUCUUUCGGGGACGACUAGUGCGAGGCAGAUUAACCGGAUCCUAUUGUUUUCAAAUUUAACCGACUUAAUCCUUUUAGUACAAGCCAGUUCGUAAGCUUCCAUUCACAUAUCAGACGCGAGCGCCGAUUAUCCCGGCGCGGACCUAGCCGACGUUCCGCCGAACCGUACUGUAUGCCCCGGUUCCGCUCCGACCGUUACGAACCGAAGUUUCCCUCGCGAACGGAAGCGUCCGCGCGAGCGCGGAUAAUCGGCACCGCGUUCUUAGCUAAGUUUAUCGUUUAAGUAGCUUCCGAAGGUGUCGUUCGAGAAGAUUGGACCGAAGUUCGCGUCCACUUCGACACCUGGAGCGAGGAAAGAGAGAAGAAGAGGGGUGCGCCCCGGUCGAAGGCGCACGGAGAAUCCUAAACUCGUCGAUCCGCGCGAUUCGCGUCGAUUCCGGCGAUCCAACUUCGCGCCUCGACGAACGCUUCGAGCGGAGACCAGCAGCGUCUACAGUGCGAUCGAAUUUAGCGAUGUAAGGAGGGGCGACGUGUUUCGACGACCUCGAGGGGAGUCGAUUGAUUUCGUCGGGACUGUAAGAACGCUCGAGGAGCAGUGCCAUUCCUAUAGGAACGCCGUGUUCGCGUACACACUCGACUCGAAGGGACGUUCGUCCUAGCGAGUGGCGAUAAAAAAAAGGGUAGCCGAGUAUACCCAGUGACUUCCGAGCAAGGAAAUGGCACACGUGAACCGCUGUGUAACACCGUCUCGGAUUGAUUGCGUUUCUCACUGUGCUUGUAACAGAAUAAAAAUAUUACCUGACAUUCCUUGACAAUACGGAUAUGAAUCGAUGGGACGUUCGUAGUUCUAAGGGCCGAGCGGAGUGGCGGCGAGAAGAUCAAACUACCCUAAGCAUCUCCCGUUCGGGGAGAGCAAGAUAAACGCAACCCCUGCCGGUGACCUUCUCUCGAACACGUUCGAACCGUUUCCCGUGGGUUACCGUCGCGUCGGCUCGCUGUAUCUCGUUUUUGUUACUGCGACACGUUUAUUUAUGAGCUUGGGAUUUCGCCAAUAAAUUGUUGUUAUUGUUAUCAGUUGCGAUCAGUAUCUAUAAUUUCGAUGAACGCGAGAGCGGCCCCCACCUGCGGACGUUAUCGGCUCGGCUCGCGUACAUACCCCGGCUAAUCUCGGCCCGUAGCUCUCGAUAACGCGGACGUAAAUUCGCUACGACAUCGCUAGUGCACGCCACGCCUCUGCCUGGCAUCUCAAGGUUCCGAUGAUUAAUCGGACCGAAGCGAACCGCGGGGAACUACACAGAGCGAGAGCGCGGGAGGAAUUUCCCGCGAGGAAUUUCGAGGAGCAGCGGAAACAGCUGAUCCGAGGAGCGUUUCGAAAGACACGCGUACGCUUUGUCUUCAAAGCGAGUGGCCAACCUCGCGCGGGUGACAAAACGGCGCAUCGCCGAUGCGAACUCGUCGUACGUUCGCCCCGCAGCCGAUUUCUCGCGACGCUGUCUCGUUCCGCGCAACUACCGACAGGACCCGCCGGCAGAAAUCCGCUCGCGAGGAGCGUUUUCAGGUUGUUCGGUGACCUUCGGAGCCGGGUAGCCUUGAACGGCGAAGACGCACGACCGAUUAACGACGACCCGCGAGAAGAAACCCCGUCACGCGUGCAAUUAUCGAAGCGCGCCGCGCGAAUUAAGUUUUGUAAGAACGGUUUAAUUGUAAUUAUCGUGAGACUGUGAUAUGACGACAGCCGACUGUAUCAUUUGUUCUGCAUCGAUCGCGGCUUGUGGUGACCAUCGAUGAACAGAGAACGAGAGACCGAGAGAGUGAAAGCGUGAGUGGCUGAACGAACGAGAGAAAGAGAGAGAAAAAGGGUGAGAAAGAAAGAGAGAGAGAGAGAGAGAGGGAGAGAAAGAAGGAGAAAAUAAAGA